Canariomyces notabilis is the source of this 1043-nucleotide messenger RNA. RefSeq lists its product as uncharacterized. NCBI's taxonomy places the organism in Eukaryota, Fungi, Ascomycota, Sordariomycetes, Sordariales, Chaetomiaceae. Gene Ontology annotation, molecular function: antioxidant activity; oxidoreductase activity. The coding region runs from base 459 to 1043 and encodes 194 amino acids. The transcript has 3 exons. The record is from RefSeq and is a predicted model, not a curated record.
CGCCAAGCAACGAGGAGUGAUCAGUUGCAGAAUGCUGUCCUCAGCUCCCACUGCAUCCUGAGGACUUACUAUCCUGCAGAUGGCUCUGAGUAGUAGCAUGCCUCGUCAAAUACACCCGAAGAAGCGCGGCCUAUUACGAUGGUUGUUCUUGACUUUUUGAUUACCUCCCUGCGACAAAACGACCUUGCAUUUAGCGUCAGCUUGGCGACAGCCAUCUCGGCACUCGGGCAAGGGUCUUUCCCGAACUCAUGGAAUGACAUAUCUCAACUACUACUAGGGACCAUGGCCAGGAUCUCUACGGUAUAUUACAGUUUCAAUGCAGUGCCGUGAAUGCAUCUCGCAAUGACUCGUUUUUCAUGGCAAUAUUGUCACUGCACUGAGCCUUUACGAAUGCCCGGACCCCGGGCCUGCUAGCGCCCCUAUACAAAUUACAAUCGAGAGAUAUCAAUUCCGCCAUCAUGGCCAUAUCAUCAGACCCCGUGGAGAGGUUUGACCGUCUUCUGAAAUCAUCAACCUUCCUUUUCCUUCUUUACUACCGCGGCCACUGGUGCCCCUUUUGCAUAGCCCACCUCAAGGAGCUCGCAGCCCUGGCCAAGGACAUCAAUGCCGCCGGCGGUACGGUGGUUGCGGUUACGGCAGAAGCAGGACCGGAAGCCCUCGCCAAAGUCCGGGCGUUAACAGGGCUCGCCGACGAACAUGAAGUGAUCGUUGACCCUGAGAAUGCACUCGCUACAGAGCUCAGGCGCAGAGGGCUCCUCGACGUGGCCGUCUCCGACUCGCAACUCUACCGCCUGCGAGGGUACAAACACGGAAUGGCCCAGCCGGCACUGCUCGUCGUCAAGAGUGAUGGCACCGUGCUCCAGCGGUGGGCGAUCAAACCUUCCUUGAUGAAUCUAGGUGGUGCUAGUGACCGGCCCGUGCUGGAUGAUGUGUGGAAAAAGGUCGAGAAGCAGCUCCAAGGGGUGGAUGCUGGUGAUUCUGAGCAGUAUACCACAACCGGCGUUUUCCAUCUUCUAGCACAGAAGAUGGUCGGGAGCAAAUAG